AUGACUCUACCCAUUGCCUCGACAGCCAUUCGUGAGGUGACAAUUAUGGGCUCAUUUCGGUAUCGAAACGCCUUUCCUCUGGCCAUAGAGUUGGUCGGCACCGGUAAAGUGAAACUCAAACCAUUCAUUUCGCAUACAUUUCCAUUCAAACAAACUUUGGACGCGUUUAACACGGCUUUUAAGGGAGAGGGCGUCAAAGUGAUCAUCAGAGUCAACGAUAAAAUCAUUCCUCGGGAGGCAAAGGGCAGACAUAUGAGGCAAUUGUCUGAAGCGGAGCGCCUGAAACGGCUGUACCCCGAAAACGAGCGCCUUAUCGCCAACAUUCCCAGUCGAUUCUUCGAAGUCAUAUACCCUGUUCAGGUCCGCGAGCACCUCAAGUUCGGGAUCUCCACCCGCGAUGCCAGUGCCAAUAGG
Molecule: messenger RNA, 414 nt
Organism: Oppiella nova
Lineage: Eukaryota; Metazoa; Arthropoda; Arachnida; Sarcoptiformes; Oppiidae
Source: the annotation of a GenBank genome assembly